GCAGUCAUCCUUCAGUGUGAGUGGCUCAGUUUCCACUCCUCAUCCUCAUCAGUAACAGUCUUGCUGCUGCUGCUGGGUGAGACUGUAAGCUGCAAAAAGAUGAAGUGCUCCCUGGUGAUCUGCCUGCUCGUCUGCUUCUCUCUGGUUGGAUUUGGAUCAGCCAUCCGCUGCUACAGCUGUAAGGACUACACCGGUAGCUGCACCAAACAAAGAGACUGCAGCUACGACGACGCAUGCCUCACGCUCAACGAAAGAGGUGGGAUGACCUUUCGUCAGUGUAUGAAGUACUCUGACUGUGAGAAGAACCGCCUGUCUCAGAUGUUCCCCCAGGUGUCCAGCUUCUACUUCAAGUGCUGUGACUCUGACCUGUGUAACUCCGCCCCCUCCUGUGCAGCCAGCUCUCUGAUUGGUCUGCUGGCCUCCGUGCUGGUCAUGUGGUGGUGUGUCCACUGAGGGCUCCGCAGCGCCCCAUGCAGUCAGCUUGUGUAACAGACUUAUUGAUGACCCAGUGUGGGAUCUAAUCUCAGCUAACAGCAGGAUGGGAUCAAGUAUCAGCAUCUUCAGCGCCCCCUGGUGUCCGAAUUGAUCAGACUGAUGGAUGGACAGGAAGCUGAUGGAGGUCUUUCAGUCAUUAAUAAAAGACCAAGAUGUACCAGAUCACAUUAAUCAAUAAUUAAACUACAGAUCUGAUCUGUUCACCUGCUUACUUCCACAUUAACUACUGAAAUGUUUGAGGAACAUGUUCCAGAAACUUCUAGAUGUCCUGCUUCUGUAACUGACUCCAUCAUUGACCUGCAACCAGCUAUAUCAUUAAAAGGGCUUGAAAAGAGAAUAAGAAA
Molecule: messenger RNA, 839 nt
Organism: Girardinichthys multiradiatus
Lineage: Eukaryota; Metazoa; Chordata; Actinopteri; Cyprinodontiformes; Goodeidae
Product: CD59 glycoprotein-like
Exons: 5
Coding region: 100-453 (117 amino acids)
Source: RefSeq, a predicted model, not a curated record